AUGGAAAACUCAACGGACUCAAAAGAUUUUUCAGAAAACUACGAUCGAAAGGUCAAAUUCAGGCUUCCAGACAAAGAAUCUGAUUAUGGCUUAAAAAAAAGCAGCAAAUCUCCUCAAAACCUAAAUCCACAAAAGCUCGUUAACCACAGUUUUGAGUCGAAAUUUAAAUUAAAGCUCAACAUUAUUAAAAGAGACCUGAACAACCGAAGCCAUUCAGUCGAAAGAAAAAAGUACUUUAAUGAAGAAAAACCUCAAAAUACCUUAAUUACAGACCGCUAUAAGAAAAAUGACGAGCACAAACAAUGUAGAUCUAAGUCCCCUAACCAAUCAAGCCAUAACAGAAAUAGAAGCGUGACCCCAAGAAAAGCUCAAGAAAAUUCUAUAUCACAAAACACGACUCCAAGGCCAAGCACAUCAAAACCCCAGUCACUUAUUGACUUAUACCUGCUUACCAAGAAUAGCCCACUAAGGAGCAUUUUUUGGUUCGCCAUUCUUAAAUUUGGUUAGCCAGAAAAUAUGGUAUGACAACGAAUUUGGCAAGCCAGCUAUUGUCCAGCCAGCCAAAAAAUGCUCCUUAGUGGGCUAUUCUUGGCAAAUAAGCAUAGAAAACUAUUUUUCAGAAAUUUGUUCAUCAAUUGAAAAAUCAGCUAAAAUCGAAAUGGAAGUACUGAAUAAAGCUGAAUGCAUGCAAGGAGUUUUGAAAGACUGUCUUACAGAAAUUCCAGACCUUUCUUUACAAUUUUAUGUAUUAAUGUCGUCAAUUUUGAAAGAAAUCCAAACAAUCAAUAAAAAAGAUGACUCAAUUUCGAUAUGCCCUUUAGCGUCAAAAUUGCUGGAGCUUGGGGAUUAUUUGGAAAAUCGGAAAUAUUCUGCAAGUUUAAAGAAAAAUAAAGAAAUAAAUGAUACCCCAACUAUAAAGAAGCCAAGUGAUCCGUUAAGCAUAUUAAAAGAAAAUUCAGCAAAAGUGACAGCAAGGAUUAUAGAAUCAAUGAAAAAAGCAGCAUUAAAAGAGAAGGUGAUUGAAAAUUUAACUUUGGCUUUUUUUAUAUAUAUUUUUAGUGCAGAGGGCAGCUUGAAAUCAAAAUGCAAAAAUUCUUAUGGAAAUGAUCUGGUUAAUGCAAUUAGAGAAUGCGCAACUAGUCCGGGAGAGCUUGUAGUUAUAGUGAGAAAUGCAUAUAAAUUUAUAAACUCUGAUGGAAUUUCUGAUGAAAAUAUAAGAAAAAAAUUGAUGAGCUGCUGUGAAUACAUAAAAGUGGCGAUCUGAGCGCACCUGAAUUCUUGACGCAGUUUUCUCGAACCUUAUGACCAAGGGGAGCUGGAAAGAGCAGCCGAGAUUCAGGUCUAAUAGGGUUUAUAUAUAUCCAUGUAGGUUUCGUCUUAGUUCUUGAUAUUGGAAAGAGUUAAUCUGACAGCAUUCUUCGGAACCCGAAUAUGGAACUCACUGCGAUACCAGGGCUUGAUGCCUGGACCCAAGGAUUAAGACUUUUUCUGUAGUUGCUGAGGGCAGACACCCAGCACCUGUUAGACUCUAGGUUUUUCCCUCUGGAUCAAGCUACUUACCAAUCGCCUAAUGCAGAGCUGCAGAAGUUCAAAGUUAACCUACUCAACACUGGAGCGGACAAGGCAAAGAGGCAUUCUUAGCACAUAACAAUCUGAAAGUUCCUUGCGUCAGUAGCCGAAGAAGGAUCAAGAUAGUUCGAAGCUUUUCUCACCGGCGGAGUCAUUUCAGCCGAUCAAGUGUCCUAAAGGAAUUUUGCAAAUAGGAUGAACCUUAAAGGUCCUUGUCGGCUACAUAACAAUACGGCCACGCGCACUUGAUGAGCUGCUAUGCAAGAUUGAUUUACAAGCAUAUGAAGAGGAGCAUCCUUUCUUAGCUGUAUAUAAUUUCUUAAAAAGUGUUCUAAGCUACUAUAGAAAAGUAUUCUCAUUUAUAUAAAUAAAAACCUUUUCUCUUUAAAAAAUUUUAUAAAGUCUAAUUAUUAAAUAUAUUAUAAAAAAAAAUACCUACUCCAAUUAUAAAUCCACCAAAAAUAAUUGAAGAUAAAAUUGAAGAUACAAAAUCAUCCCCUCGUAUAUCUCCAAGUGAAUCUCCAAAAAAUAUUCAUAAAAAAAGCCCAACAAGCCAAAACGUGGCUGAUAAUAAUGUAAUUGUUGACGUUUCUCCUUUGAAAAGUAGCCAAGAAAGAUCUCCUAGUCCUAAAUCUAAACAAAAUACUAUAAAUCUCAUCAAAGUUAGACCUAGCAAUUUAUCAAUCCAAUGUACAGAAGAAAUAAAGCAAUUUUCCGAAGAAAGUCAUAGAAGAGUAAUCUCUGAGCAACCAGAAAUAACCUGCAAAAUCAUUACACUAGAAAAAGUCCACAAAAGCAAAGAGUUAAUGUCAAUAAUCCAAUUUAAAGAAUUUAUUUUACAAAAAAUUUCUGAUGGUUUUCAAACCACAAAGGGCUCAAAAUCAGAAAUAGAUGAAAUCAGAAAAAAAUUACGCACAAAAAUAGUUGAGUCAAGGGAUUUAUGAAUAAAUGAAAUAAAAAAUACUUAUGGCCUGGGCAUUCUUAUUUCUCAAGAUUUUAUCAAUAGUCCUUCUUUAGUAUUUCUAUCUCUGCCAUUGUUUUACUAAUCAAAAUUUCUCUGAGUUGCUCAGGCAGCACAGAUAAGACUCCAAGCAAUAAAAAUGCUCAGGCUAUAUGAAGAUAUCGAUGAAAUCUGACUAAAUAGUCCCGAAUAUGAAAAGAGGUUCCUCAAUGAAUCUAUGAAAAUAAUCAGACAAUUCGAAGCCCAGACCCAGAAAAAACUCAUUACCGAUCUUGCAGCCCAAGAAUUUUUCCAACAAAAACGAAAACUAGUUACUAAAUUCAGCAAAUAUAUGAGAUAUUAA
Blepharisma stoltei is the source of this 2873-nucleotide messenger RNA. The record is from the annotation of a GenBank genome assembly. NCBI's taxonomy places the organism in Eukaryota, Ciliophora, Heterotrichea, Heterotrichida, Blepharismidae.